AUGAAAAGUGGUUUACUGUACUUGUGUGUGCUUGGACUCGGAAUGAGCUCGUACACGUCUCCGAACAUUGUAGAAAAUGGUACGAUAGAUCUGCAAUAUAACCUGCUUUUCGGUUGUCUGGUAUCACUUGGAGUAAAUUGGAAUAACAUCCAUCACCGAAACAGCGGUCCUGCUUACGAUGAAUUAAAUUUUCAAUGGAACUCACUAAACGGACAUGUGGAACCGUUGGCAUACUUAGUGGCUACUCAUGUAUCUGACGUUCAAAAGGCUGUUACUUGCUGUGGUUUAAUAAAAGUUCGUAUAGUGGCUCGGAGUGGUGGACACUCGUACAUAAAGAACGGAUUUGGUGAUUCACGAUCGUUGAUAGUCGAUCUAGCCAAAAUGAAUCAUAUUUCGGUCGAUCCGAAGCAGAUGACAAGUGAAAUCGGUGCAGGUGCCAAGCUUGCUCAAGUGUCUUUCACGUUGUGGAAAAAUGGAAAAUUCUUAAUUCCUGGUGGUAUCUGUCCAAUUGUAGGAAUUGCUGGAUUGACACUGGGUGGAGGAUAUGGUCGUUUUACAACAGUAUUUGGAUUAACCUCGGAUAGUGUAGUGGAAAUGGAGAUGGUUGAUGCUAGAGGACAGUUGCUAGUUAUUAAUAAUUCAACAAACAGCGACCUAUUCUGGGCACUUCGUGGUGGAGGAGGAGGAAAUUUCGGUAUUGUUACAAAGUUCAAGUUUAAAAUAUACAAAGCACCGCGCUCUAUUGUUUAUAUCGAGCAUUAUUACAGUUUUGAAACGGCCUUCACACAAUUUUAUAGUGCAUUUCAAAAAUUGAUGAUGUCUGGUGUACCACGACAUUUUUCGCUUCUUAUCAGAAUAAUUAAAAAUAAAAUUUUUAUGGGGUUACAUGGGUACAACUUCCAUCAGCAGAACGAAACAGUGAACAGCAUGACAAAAUACUUAAAUUCGUUUUCGUUUCCAAAUGCGACUUCAAGUGCAAGUAAACUUAUGUCGUAUGAAGAAUUCAUGGUAGAGGACGCAAGCAAUUUUUCUGCUGUAAUGAUACAAACUGUAUCACAAUUAGAAAAUAUGACCAAGUAUGAUGCAGUCGUUGGCUGGAAAACAAUGAGAUCGAUGUUUGUUGAUCAAAUUCUAAAUGAGAGCCAAAUUUCCAGGCUAAAUGAUCUACUCAGUGAAUAUUUGCCAUACAUGGAACUUGCUUUUGAACCUAAUAACGCUGCGGUGAACUCAAUAUUACCCUCAGACACUGCAUUCGUUCAUCGAGGAACGAAUUUAUUUGUAGUGCAACUUGUCGCUUUUACUUCGCCUCACAAACAACCAGACGUUCAAGCCGACCGUGCAAUGGGAUUGCUUUUUGAGAAAAGUAAAUCGGUUUUUCAUCACCGAGAGUCCUAUCAAAAUUACAUGAAUCGAAACCUUACCGAUUAUUUGGUACGAUAUUAUGGUUCGAAUUUAAACAGGCUUGUCAGCAUAAAAGGGCGAUAUGAUCCGGGAAAUAUGUUCCAUCAUCCACAGUCAAUUCCAGUCAAUAUUGAUUUACUAGGAAAAUAA
Molecule: messenger RNA, 1551 nt
Organism: Bradysia coprophila
Lineage: Eukaryota; Metazoa; Arthropoda; Insecta; Diptera; Sciaridae
Product: putative FAD-linked oxidoreductase YvdP
Molecular function (GO): oxidoreductase activity; FAD binding
Source: RefSeq, a predicted model, not a curated record